AUGGUCAUCGCUAGUAACUUUUUGGGACCUGAAAUAGCUGCUUACAAUGGGAGCUUGUUAGGGAAGAAAAUACUGUUUUCCUAUACUGAUAAAGUUAUCAAUAAGACUCCAUCAGCUGUUCAGAAGAUAAAACAGCUUCUUAAAGAUAAACCCGAGCAUGUAGGCGUGAAAGUAGGUGUUCGUACAAGAGGAUGCAAUGGACUUUCUUACACAUUAGAAUAUACAAAAUCGAAAGGAGACUCUGAUGAAGAAGUAGUUCAAGACGGGGUUAGAGUGUUUAUUGAGAAGAAGGCACAGCUGACGCUUCUAGGAACUGAAAUGGACUAUGUAGAAGACAAACUGUCCAGUGAAUUUGUCUUCAAUAAUCCAAACAUCAAAGGAACAUGUGGCUGUGGAGAAAGCUUCAACAUUUGAAACCUCAGGACUACUUCUUUGACUUUGAACACACCAAAAUGCUUACUAUUACGGCUUUUGGAAGCAAAUGCAUUUUCUUCAGGUUCGUAGGCUGCAUAAGGUGUGGAUAUGAUUAAGAAAAAUAAAGUUAAAUCAUUUUGAAAAUGUAAAUUGUGUGUUAAAUUCCACCACUGAUGUAGUUAUGCUAUAAUUUGUGGUGAGUUGGGAUCCAAAAGGUAAGAACAGUAAGCGCUGUAGUAACGUCUCUGUACUUCUACAUGCCAAGGAAAUAAAAUCUCACUGUUCUUUUCCUUUGUCAUUUUCUUUGUCCACUCUACUUAGACUUCCCCAUCCAAAAUCUCUUUGAAAGAAUACAUUGCCUAUGUGUUCUGCUUUCAUCUGGGGGGAAAA
Messenger RNA from Charadrius vociferus (killdeer), 804 nucleotides. RefSeq names its product iron-sulfur cluster assembly 1 (gene ISCA1). Bases 1 to 414 code for a protein of 137 amino acids. Gene Ontology annotation, cellular component: mitochondrion; cytoplasm. Gene Ontology annotation, molecular function: 2 iron, 2 sulfur cluster binding. NCBI's taxonomy places the organism in Eukaryota, Metazoa, Chordata, Aves, Charadriiformes, Charadriidae. The transcript is spliced from 4 exons. The record is from RefSeq and is a predicted model, not a curated record. Gene Ontology annotation, biological process: iron-sulfur cluster assembly.